AUGGCGACCCAGGCAGUUCAGGUGUUCGGCAAGAAGAAGAAUGCCACAGCCGUUGCGCGCUGUGUGCAAGGCAAGGGCCUGAUCAGGGUCAACGGCAAGCCGCUCAAGCUGUUCGCCCCCGAGAUUCUCCGGGCAAAACUCUACGAGCCCAUCCUCCUCCUCGGCACCGACAAGUUCGCCGAGGUUGACAUCCGCAUCCGGGUCGCUGGUGGUGGUCACACGUCGCAGGUUUAUGCAACGCGCCAGGCUGUCGCCUACUACGCCAAGUACAUCGAUGAGCACUCCAAGAACCUCCUCAAGACCGCUCUCAUCCAGUUCGACCGCAGCCUGCUAGUCGCCGAUCCUCGGCGCUGCGAACCCAAGAAGUUCGGUGGAAGGGGUGCUCGCGCGAGAUUCCAGAAGUCCUACCGUUGA
Messenger RNA from Thermothielavioides terrestris NRRL 8126, 414 nucleotides. RefSeq names its product 40S ribosomal protein S16. Gene Ontology annotation, molecular function: RNA binding; structural constituent of ribosome. Bases 1 to 414 code for a protein of 137 amino acids. The transcript is spliced from 3 exons. Gene Ontology annotation, biological process: translation; maturation of SSU-rRNA from tricistronic rRNA transcript (SSU-rRNA, 5.8S rRNA, LSU-rRNA). The record is from RefSeq and is a predicted model, not a curated record. Gene Ontology annotation, cellular component: ribosome; cytosolic small ribosomal subunit. NCBI's taxonomy places the organism in Eukaryota, Fungi, Ascomycota, Sordariomycetes, Sordariales, Chaetomiaceae.